AUGAUGGGUUUGAGAACAGCUCUUUUGUCGGUCUUGGGUUUCGUUGCCUUGACGAAUGCUUCGGUUAUUCAUUCUCGUACUUCCAAGCCUGCAUAUUCUCAGUACUACAACAAGAAGACUUCUCCUUACUAUGUCCCUUCAACUGGAAUUCCUGAAGUCUCGUUUGAUAUCGGUGAAAGCUAUGCUGGCCAAAUCCCCGUGGAUUGGAAGAAGACUGGCUCCAAAGAUCCCAAGUUCUUCUAUUGGUUCUUCCCGACUGUUAAUCCAGCUGGAAAGGACGAUGUUGUGAUUUGGUUUAAUGGAGGUCUCACGCAAGAGAAUGGCCCGUUUUCGUGGAAAUAUGGAACUUAUAAGCCUGUACCCAAUGCUUGGUCAUGGCACAAACUCGCCAACGUCAUCUGGGUUGAAUAUCCUAUUGGUACCGGCUUCUCAACCGGCCACGUAACAGCAAAGAACAACACCGAAACAGCAGCCCAAUUCGUCGAAUGGUGGAAGAACCUCGUCGAUACCUUCGGCCUACAAGGCAAGAAACUCUACAUCACCGGCGAAAGCUAUGCCGGUGUCUACGUCCCCUACGUCGGCGCUGCUAUGCUCGACAAGAAGGAUACGAAGUACUUUAACGUCAAGGGCGCUCUUUACUACGACCCUGUCAUGCCGUAUGCUGAUAAGCUAAGUCUCGACCAUGCUGCUUUCCCGGGCUUCUUCAGGCAUUGGGAGAGUGUCUUUGCGAUUCCGGAUAAGAAUAAGAAGAUUCUUGAUAAUGAUAAUGAGAAGUGUGGGUUGGAUAGGUAUCGUGAGGCUCAUCUUACGUAUCCUCCUCCUCCAGCGCCUUGGAAACCUGUUCAGGUCAAGGGAUGCGACAUCACGGCUCAUUUCGACGAGAUCAGCACUGUUAUCAACCCCUGCUUUAACGUUUAUCACGUCCAAGAUACCUGUCCCGUCUUAUGGGAUGUACUCGGCUUUCCUUCGGUUCAGUAUACUCCUCCCGGCGCAACACUCUUCUUCAACAUCCCCGGUGUCCGCAAAGCGAUCCACGCCCCAGCUGCUCCCAAAGAAUGGGCAUCGUGCUCAGGCCCCGUCUUUGUCGGCGACGACGACAGAUACGAUCCCGCCGAGCACGAGAAGAAGUUCCAGACUCUCGUUGAAAAGACCAACAACGUCAUGAUCGGAUCUGGUAUGGCGGAUUAUAUCAUCACGUCUAACACAACAGCCCUAGCCGUCCAGGGUCUCAAGUGGAACGGCAAGCAAGGUUUCCAGACUGCACCGAGUGCAGAGUUUGUUGUUCCGAUAAUCAACAACACUGAGAGCAAUGUUGAGAAUUGGGCGGGUGGUAGUGUUCAGGGAUCGGUGCACUCGGAGAGAGGGUUUACUUUAGCGACGGUUAAGACUAGUGGACAUAUGGUUCCGCAGUAUGCGCCGCCUGCUGCGUUUAGACAGCUGGAGCAUAUGCUUGGACGGGUGAAGUCGCUUACGGAUGCGGAACCGUUUUCUGUUAAUAUUUCUACUUCUUUCAAGUGGCCAUACUAG
Molecule: messenger RNA, 1527 nt
Organism: Fusarium tjaetaba
Lineage: Eukaryota; Fungi; Ascomycota; Sordariomycetes; Hypocreales; Nectriaceae
Product: serine-type carboxypeptidase f precursor
Exons: 4
Coding region: 1-1527 (508 amino acids)
Biological process (GO): proteolysis
Molecular function (GO): serine-type carboxypeptidase activity
Source: RefSeq, a predicted model, not a curated record